AUGGAAGAAAAUGAUCAGCUAUACAUUCCCCAAGUUGCAGAUGAUCAAAAGCCAAAAUAUGGGAUGGAAUUCUCAUCAAUAAAGGAGUUCAUAGAAGCUAUGCCUAAAGGUGCAGCAAAUGUGAUCAUCACUGAUCAGGAUCCUGCUAUGACGAAAGUCAUUGCCCAAGUUUUCCCUCAGACAGUGCAUCGAUAUUAUUUAUGGCACAUACUGAACAAAUUUUCAAGUAAAUUACACCCUUUAACUUUUCGUGACUACUACCAAAGCAUAAAGAAUGUCAUUGGGAAUUCUACCACACCUGAUGAAUUUGAAAAUUCAUGGGAAGAGGUUAUUAAGUGUGCUAACUUGGAGAAAAAUGAAUUGUUGUCUUCGAUGUAUGAAUUGCGACACAAGUGGGUGCCAGCAUAUUUUAGUCAUAUAUUUUGUGCUGGAAUGUCAAGUAGUCAAAGAUCUGAAGGUUCACAUGCAUUUUUUAAGAGAUAUGUUUCAAAUAAGAACUCAUUGAUGGAUUUUAUCAUCCGUUUCAAUAGGGAACUGAAACACCAAAGACACAGUGAGUUAGUUGCUGGCCAUAUUGAUAUGAAUGAGCAUCCUAGGAUUAAGACGAACUGGCCAAUGGAAACUCAAAUGGUUAAGUUGUACACGAAAAAGAAAUUGUUGGAGUUUUAA
Molecule: messenger RNA, 669 nt
Organism: Zingiber officinale
Lineage: Eukaryota; Viridiplantae; Streptophyta; Magnoliopsida; Zingiberales; Zingiberaceae
Product: protein FAR-RED IMPAIRED RESPONSE 1-like
Exons: 2
Coding region: 1-669 (222 amino acids)
Biological process (GO): regulation of DNA-templated transcription
Source: RefSeq, a predicted model, not a curated record